AUGACUCGGCUGCUGCGGGAGAUGGAGCGGAAGACCCAGCAGCAGAGAAGCUUUGCCCGGGGAGCCCUGCUCUUCUCUGCCUUGCAGCAGUGGCAGUUCUGGGCCAUUGCUGGAGUUGUGGUCGUGCUCUUUGGACUCUGCUGGUGGCUGAGGAAAAGGAGCCAGCAGCCAGACAGCAGCAGUGAAGAGGAGAGCUCCAGCAGCGACAGUGAGCAGGUGCAGGACGAGGGCGGAGAAUUUGAAGACCACCUAUUGUUUUCUGAGAUGUACAUCCAUUGGCCAGUUCAGAACCGGGUCAGUGAGUGCGUGACUGUGAAGGACCUGGUGGACAACUUCAUGCUUGUCUUCAGAUCGCUCUUGUUAAAUAGUUUAUUCCCAGAGCUGCAAUCAGCCAUUGGGUUGGGCAGUGCAUUUGAAGGCUGGAGUCCCUGUGAAGAAGAUGUCAUCUACCAUGUGCUCGUGCCCAUGAAGCCUCCCCGUUCGCACACCUUCCACCUGGAGCUGUGGGAUGCUGGGGAGACAAUGGCAAGGAACUUCCGCAUCCGCGUGGAGCAGAAGUGCACCUGCAUGAGGGAGCGUCUGGUGGGGGACGUGCCGUGCUUCCUCCACCACCCUGAGGAAGAGCAGAGGAGGAAUGAGAAACACAGUCUCCUAGACACCCUCUGCACAGGCUUCUACCUAGAUGCACAGAAAACUGCCCGCUGGUUCCAUCUAUUGGUGAGAUCAGCCUGGGUGCUUUUGCCUCAGGCAUCCAGUUUCCGUCUAAAGAUGCUGCCUUGCAGCCGCUCCUGCAAAUUCCAGCUGACAAGACCCGACCAGAAAAGAAUCAUCAUUGAGAUUUUGUCUGGGGUGCAGCAAGGCGACUCGGACAUCUUUGUGACCAGCCAGAGUACAGAGGCCAUCUUCACCCCAAGCACCAUGUGGCCAGAGAGCUAUGCUGUGGCAGAGGUGAAGUUCUUCCAGCAUGUGGCCCAGCAGGCCCCACGUGACACCUUCCACCUCAAAUGCCUGCAGGUCUGUGCCCACAUCUUGGUGGGCAUAGACAUUUCCACCUAUACCCUGAAGACAGUUGUGAUGCACCUCCUGAACACCCUACCCCUGGGGGGCUGGAACAGAAGGGAAGUCAUGAUGCGGCUGCAGGAUAUCAUGGAGUACCUGUGUGCCUGCCUGGAGGAGAAACGCCUCAACCACUUCUUCUUUGGCAAUGAGAACAUGCCUGAGGAGAUAAUCUUGCCCCCAGCCUUACAAAUGGCUGAACCUCACAACAUCUUCCAGCACCUGGUACAUGAUCCGGAGGCCCACGCCAAGGCACUGCAUGAGUUCAAUGAGUUGAAAAGUCGGCUUGUAAGACUGCUGUUGUGUGGACACUGA
This is a messenger RNA of Charadrius vociferus (killdeer), 1371 nucleotides long. RefSeq names its product inositol 1,4,5-trisphosphate receptor-interacting protein-like 1. Bases 1 to 1371 code for a protein of 456 amino acids. The record is from RefSeq and is a predicted model, not a curated record. NCBI's taxonomy places the organism in Eukaryota, Metazoa, Chordata, Aves, Charadriiformes, Charadriidae. The transcript has a single exon. Gene Ontology annotation, cellular component: membrane.